Paramecium octaurelia is the source of this 2837-nucleotide messenger RNA. The record is from the annotation of a GenBank genome assembly. Lineage: Eukaryota; Ciliophora; Oligohymenophorea; Peniculida; Parameciidae.
CAUCAAUGGGGGACAAUCUCAGAUCUACUUAAAGGCAUGAAAUUAUUUUUGAAAAUGAUUACAAAACUAUCAGAAAAGUUGAGAAAGAUAGAAAAUAGUAUAUUUCUUUGGAAAUUAAAAAAAUGAUGAACCUAUCAAUACAAUAAUUAAACAAUUUAACUUAAUUUAGGUUCCUGAACAUUAUCCCCCAUGAAAAUUAUUAUUAAAAUUCUCAAAAUCCUAUUUUAAUUUAUGCUGAUCGUCAGAAGCAUCUAAUGAAAGAAAAUCAAUUAAAUAGUGAGAAUGCAAAACUAAUCGCCUUAUAAUUGGCCUUAUGUAUAUUUAGACUUAUAUAUAGUAUGUGCUGAGUUGUAAAACAGAAAUAUGCUGUUUUUUUUUAAUUCUAUUACUUAAUUAUAUUUGAUUGACAAUUAAGUAUAUGUUUCUUUAAUCGAGUAUGACUUCGGUUAAACAGAAGUUAGGCAAUCCCAACUCUAAAUAUUUAAAGAAUUUCUUCUGAAUUAAUUUUGUGAUAAGAUUCCCUAAUUGUAAGAUGUAUUACAUGAAAAUCAAUCUUUUGAGCCUAUUAUAGAUUUUCUGUUAAAUAUUAAUGGUAGGCUUGAUAUAAUUGAUCAUUUAAAUACUCCAUAUCAAAAUUUAUUGGGAUAUAUUUUUAAAGUUAAUGAGUUUAUAUCCAUAUAUGAAUUUAAUAAAUCUACAGUGAAAUCAUUUAUUAGACCUAAAAGUUUUCUUUAGGCAGAUGAAGCGAUCGAUAAUGAAUUAGUUUAUAAAACUUAGAGGUUUAAUUAGGGUGACGAAUAAAGUAUCUGUAGAGAGAUAGAAAUUUUGGAAAAAACAUAUAGAAGUUCUUAUUUUGUAGCCACAUUUGCCUAUUUGAGAAUAAAAUAAAAAGUGUUUUUUUUUAUGAGAAAAUAUGUAGGGACUCUAGCGGAAAACUUGGAGAUGUUAUAAAAUUUAAAUCAUGAACAACGAUAAAAAAUUGUCUUUUAAAUAUCAUAUAGAAUUUUAUAAGGUAUCUAUCAAUAUCCUACUUAGCCAUCUCGGAAAUGUAGAAAUUUAAGAUUAUUCAUAGGGACUUAAAACUUGAAAAUUUAUUCUUAAAUAAGCAGGAUUUAUAACAAACUUAAAUCCUAAUUGGCGAUUUUGAUUGUUCUAAAAUACUCCUCAAUCCAUAGAAUGAUUAUGAUAGAGAUAUGAGUAGAAACCAUUAGAGUAAUACUUUCAAGUACGAUGCUCCUGAAACAACAUAUUCCUUUAAAUAUGAUAUUUUCUAGUUUGGAUUGAUCACGUUAACUAUUGCAAAUUUAAAUGAGUAUAUUGGAAAUUCAAAUAUGGGUUGCAGAUAUAUUAGUGAGUAAGAGCACGAAUCUUUCUAUAGCAAAGAGUCAUUACUUCAAAAUUUGGUUCUUAAAUAAUACCCUCCAGAAUUUAUCGAGAUUCUUAGUAAAUGUUUAAAAAGAAAUCCUCAUAUAAGGCCAACAACUGAAGAACUGCUUAAUUAUAUUAGACCUUUAUAUUUCUUAAAAAGGAUAAGACUUCAAAAUACUGUAUAAUUAAUAAGUGAAGGAUAGACAAGACCAAAUCAGUUUGAACAGCGAUUAUUAUCACAAAAUCAAUAAUAAUAAUAAUAAUAGCCAUAGUAAUAAUAUUAGUAACAAUAGUAAUAACAUUAGUAAUAAUAAUAGUAAUAACAUUAGUAAUAAUAAUAGUAAUAACAUUAGUAAUAAUAAUAGUAAUAACAUUAGUAAUAAUAAUAGUAAUAACAUUAGUAAUAAUAAUAGUAAUAACAUUAGUAAUAAUAAUAGUAAUAACAUUAGUAAUAAUAAUAGUAAUAACAUUAGUAAUAAUAAUAGUAAUAACAUUAGUAAUAAUAAUAGUAAUAACAUUAGUAAUAAUAAUAGUAAUAACAUUAGUAAUAAUAAUAGUAAUAACAUUAGUAAUAAUAAUAGUAAUAACAUUAGUAAUAAUAAUAGUAAUAACAUUAGUAAUAAUAAUAGUAAUAACAUUAGUAAUAAUAAUAGUAAUAACAUUAGUAAUAAUAAUAGUAAUAACAUUAGUAAUAAUAAUAGUAAUAACAUUAGUAAUAAUAAUAGUAAUAACAUUAGUAAUAAUAAUAGUAAUAACAUUAGUAAUAAUAAUAGUAAUAACAUUAGUAAUAAUAAUAGUAAUAACAUUAGUAAUAAUAAUAGUAAUAACAUUAGUAAUAAUAAUAGUAAUAACAUUAGUAAUAAUAAUAGUAAUAACAUUAGUAAUAAUAAUAGUAAUAACAUUAGUAAUAAUAAUAGUAAUAACAUUAGUAAUAAUAAUAGUAAUAACAUUAGUAAUAAUAAUAGUAAUAAUAGUAAGAACAUUAAUAAUAAUAAUAGUAAUAUUAAUAGUAAUAAUAGUAAGAACAUUAAUAAUAAUAGUAAUAAUAGUAAUAACAUUAGUAAUAAUAAUAGUAAUAACAUUAGUAAUAAUAAUAGUAAUAACAUUAGUAAUAAUAAUAGUAAUAAUAGUAAGAACAUUAAUAAUAAUAAUAGUAAUAUUAAUAGUAAUAAUAGUAAGAACAUUAAUAAUAAUAGUAAUAAUAGUAAUAACAUUAGUAAUAAUAGCAAUAAUAAUAGUAAGAGCAAUAAUAGUAAUAGUAGUAAUAAUAAUUCUAAUAACAUUAGUUAUAAUAGUUUUAAUAGUUAUAAUAAUAAUAAUACUAAUAAUAAUAAUAAUAAUAAUAAUAAUAAUAAUAAUAAUAAUAAUAAUAAUAGUAGUAAGGAUAAUAGGUAUAAUUGUAAUUUUAACAAUAGGUGCUAGUAAAAGAAAACAAGAAUAAUGGAAUAAAAAUAUUCGAAUAAAUAUGA